This is a messenger RNA of Pelobates fuscus (common spadefoot toad), 1950 nucleotides long. RefSeq names its product TAFA chemokine like family member 4 (gene TAFA4). Lineage: Eukaryota; Metazoa; Chordata; Amphibia; Anura; Pelobatidae. Bases 499 to 1020 code for a protein of 173 amino acids. The transcript has 6 exons. Gene Ontology annotation, molecular function: receptor ligand activity. The record is from RefSeq and is a predicted model, not a curated record.
CAAAGGUUCACAUGAAUAAAGAUCGUUCAGAGAUUGAGCAGCUUAUACAACAGUAAGCAUCACUAGAGCUCAGGGAUACCUCCUGCUUAACCAGGACUGAUCAUCAAAGUACUCCAGAUCUUCCCACUUGGUCCAAUGAUGUCUGCAGGUGCCUAGCUCUGUGUAAUCUAGGGACACAUUGUAUCAGAUGGAACAAUCACUUCCUCCCUGGCUACUUAGUUGAAAAUAUAUAUUUUUAUGGCUUAGAAAAUUCCAUCUCCCGAUCUCUGAGGAUGCGUGAAACUUCUUGAUUACAUCCACACUAUGAUUGUAUCUGUUCUAUCGGGCUUCAGAUAUUUCCAGUGCUUUUAACUGAAUGCGUUUUUUCAUUAAUGUGAAAGUCUCGCUAUCUGACUAAAAGGAUUUUAUCAUAAUGGCAAGACUCUCAAAUCCUUCCCUUUGUUGCAGAGGAAUCAUCAGUGACCCGUCUUAUCUGUCCCAGUUGGGAAAGAUAUUUCUAUGAAAUGCAGAACUAGUUACUCGCAAUUGCAAAUGGGAAUUUGGAACAACAUUGAAGCAGAUACUAAAAUAAUUGUGUUUGACUUGAACAAACUUCUUGCAAAAUCCCCAAGGAUGGGAUUCCAUGCCAAAUCAAUGGUCCUGUCUCACUGGCUUUUCCUGGCCUACGUGCUAAUGGUGUGCUGCAAAGCGUUGUCUGCCUCUAGCUUCCAUUCCCGAGGGCAAACAGGACAUCACCAAGUCAAACAAGGGACCUGCGAAGUUGUUGCAAUUCAUCGAUGUUGCAAUAAAAACAGGAUUGAAGAACGGUCCCAAACUGUGAAGUGCUCCUGUUUCCCCGGCCAGGUUGCUGGGACCACCAGGGCUAAGCCGUCAUGUGUGGAAGCUUCUAUUGUUGCUCACAAAUGGUGGUGUCAGAUGAGCCCCUGUAUGGAAGGUGAAGAUUGCAAAGUAUUACCGGAUCUUACAGGCUGGUCCUGCAGCAGUGGAAACAAAAUAAAAACUACUAAGGUGACGCGGUAGCAAACAAAGAAUCUAUUGGAGCAAGACAUGAAACUGGAGAAGAACAUUGGUUUACACCAUAUGAACUCAGUUUCCUCCUAUCAGAUUAUUCCGCACUUAUUUCAAUAAUUGCCUCCUAGAAUUUAUGUGGAUUAGGAAAAACAAUGUUUCUACAGGUUUCUGGAACUGGAAACCAGAGAUGAUUCAUAAGACACCUUUUCUGGUACAGAGAAUAAAAUGUUGUUCAAAUAUUGGAAUGAUGUAAUAUCAUGAACUGUGUGGACCUACAAAUCAAAACUGGAUUCCAUUUGUCUCUUGAAGGCCACUUGAUUAGUGUAUUUCAUUUUGGAUUAUAAAAACUUGAAGGUCAAGUUGAAGACAAAACAUUGCCAUGGACACUGACAAUCUACUUUGCUAUGGCAGUUAUGAAAAACUUUGCAGAACAAAAGUCUAAUGUACUAAAAUAUUGCAAUGAUGAAGAAAGACAUUGUUCUAGUACCAACUUUAUUAAACAAAUGCUGUUUCUAACUGUAGUUAAAAAGUAGAAGAUAUAAAAUAUUUUGAGUAGCUAUAAUUUUUUUUCAGUAGUCCUUAAUGUUACAUUUGUAUUGUUUAAAGGACCUUUUAUUUUAUCUUUUGGUGCCCAAUUAAAGAACCUACCACUUCUCUCUACCAUUUCUCUCUACCAAUUAAAGAAGCUACCAUUUCUCUCUGUCCGUCAUAUCCAAUGUUCGUCAAAAGAUGGCCCAUGUACUUCUGUAAUGCCCUUAAGAAAUCUGUAUAGGACAAACAUAAAAUGUUAAUUAGUUUUAGUAGACUAUUGCAGAGCUAUUUUUCUUGAAUAGAUUUCAAUGGCAGUUAUUUGAAAUAGUCUUAAAGAGAAACGGGAAAGAAUAUUAAAAGACGGAAGAUCUAUAAUUACCUGGUUUUAUAUCCUUCUUUGGGUAUUCU